GUGGUGUGCUAUUGGUUUAAGUGUUUGUCUGUCCUUAAUAAAAUUUCACCUAUUUUGGAAAUGGUGAACUCAAUAAUCUGAAGGCAAUGCUACUACACAAUAUAUUAAUUCAAUUAUGUACGUGAUUAGCUUCAAUAAAGCAUAGAAAGAUAGAAGUUCAUCUUCGAUAAUGAUUUCAGGAAUAUAUUUUGGUAAGACCGAACGGUUUAAUCCCCAUUGUUAACGGUAUAAAUUAUUUUAUUUUGCCAUUAUUGAAAACCCCUAAAGGAAGUUUUAGGUAAACAUAAGUAUGCUGCGUCGUACUGCGAAGUUUGCUGAUAGCUUUAAGGAGCACUACCACCGUGUCCACUUACCUCGGCGUAUAGCUUUGCAACGGUACAUAAGACGCGAGCAGGAUCGUCUAGGCAAGAUCCCACAGAGUACAGCCACCGGCCCUGCAAAUAGUGUUCAUGGCAGUCCGAAAGCAUCGGGUGAGGUCCCCUACAAGUACAACCGCUGGUGGGUUACCAAUGAUCACGAAUUCUUGCACCAGUUCGCUUUCGUGGAGGAUCCCGAUGUCGUGCGUGAGCGCCGCACCACUUUGCCUCAGGUCACUAAGGAAAACAUUUGGCAAGAGCCGCAGCAAACCUUUUUCAUGCCCUUUGCGCCAUACAUUAAAGUAGUAGACUAUGCCAAUGAUCCUGACACAAAAUUCUUAAGACCAGUGAAUGUACCUAGAUGGAAGGAUUACAUGCAGCGCACUAAACCAGUCGUUCCGCGAACUUGGUAUUAGUCAUCUUGCUGAUAAGUAUAAUAUAUAUACAUAUAUAUAUAUAUCGUCUGAGAUUGAGCUUUUCAUUUGUCAAU
Messenger RNA from Phytomonas sp. EM1, 846 nucleotides. Lineage: Eukaryota; Euglenozoa; Kinetoplastea; Trypanosomatida; Trypanosomatidae. The record is from the annotation of a GenBank genome assembly.